CGAGCUCCUCUCUCACAGCCCAGUCGCAACGUAAACUCAUCGGCGUUAUCGCACGCCGAGCCGUCCUUCACUCCGACCCGCCGUCCGCUUUCGCCCUUUCCCUAUCCCCGCCCAAUCCCUCCCCUCAGGCCUUCAUGUCGCGCGGACGCGGACGAGGCCGCGGGCGCGGCGGCGCGACCGCCGGCCGCGACCAGUUCAACGCAGCCUUCGCGGGGAUGAGCAAGGAAGACUCGCGCGCCGUCCUCGAGAGCUUCAGCAAGCCCGUAAAAGGCUCCGGCAUGCUAUACCCCGUGCGUCGCCCGCGGCCCCACUAACCCCAGCCACUCGACAAGGCGUCCGAGAUGCCCGGGCCCACGGCGUUCGAAGAGCGCGUGGUAGCGCACACGAACGCGCUGUUGCGGGACCUCGCCGAGGGCCUCGCGGACGCGGACGGCGCGCGCGCGGGCGCGCCCUGGCGGCUCGAGAGCGAGCGCAAAGUCGUCGGCAUCGAAAUCGAAUCUUACUCCGAUAGGUAUCGGCGUCCGGGGGCGGGCACGGGCACGGGGAACUCGCGGCUCGACCCCGCCGUGUUGUAUCUUAACCGCGAGCUGUUCCCGCCGUCUUUGUGGAAGGAGUACUUUGAGGGCGAUAUGGGAGCCGAGAAGAAGGCGCGGGCGAUCGCGCGCGCGAAUCGCCGGAAGCGCGUGUUGGAUGAGGAUGAUGAUGAGGAGGGCGAGCCGAGCGAGAAUGAGGAGGACGAGGAGGACUUUGACUUUGACGACGAGGACGAGGAGGAUCAUCAGGACUACGAUCACAAUUACUUCGACAACGGAGAAGGGGACGACGACUCGGGCGGCGAGGGUGGAGAAGACGAGGGCGGGCGGUACGACGAUUGAGUAGACCGCAGCUUACCGCUUGCCCUAGAGCGGAGUGUACGAUAUAUGCAGCAUAUGACAUGGAGAGUGCAUGAUGAACU
Molecule: messenger RNA, 955 nt
Organism: Cutaneotrichosporon oleaginosum
Lineage: Eukaryota; Fungi; Basidiomycota; Tremellomycetes; Trichosporonales; Trichosporonaceae
Source: RefSeq, a predicted model, not a curated record